AGGACGGAUAGUAUUCUCCUCCCGGGCUCAUUAGGUCAGCUCUCGGCUUCCCGGCUGGAGAUCAGGUCUCGCCGCCUCUCCGCCGGAGCGCAGCUGCCGUCUCCCCUCCCGCCUCCCGGAGAACCGAGCCGCCCCGAGCCGCCCCGAGCCGCCCCAUGUCCGUGCCGGCGGCGAACUCGGGGGCGAAGAGCCCCCUGGACGCGGAGCAGGGCGCGGAGCGCGAGGCUCCCGAGGUGCACCCUCCCCGGAAUUACCUCUUCCUGACCAUCUUCACCUGCUUCUGCCCGGCGUACCCCGUCAACAUCGUGGCGCUGGUCUUCUCCGUCAUGUCUGUGAACAGCUACAACCAAGGCGACAUCGAGGGCUCGGAGCGUCUGGGCCGCAACGCCCUGUACGUGGCCAUCGCCUCCAUCAUCAUCGGCCUGCUGGUCAUCGCCAUCUACUGCACUGUGCACUUCACCACGCACGUGAUCUGACCCCGCGCGGCCCCAGACACGCCCUCGCGCGACGCCGCGGGCGAGCCCUCGUGCUGCGCGCCCUCAGGGAAGACCGCGCCCACCUUCCGGUUUUUCCUGGGUUUUUUCCUUCACGGCGGCGCUCUUGCCUUUACCUUUGUUGAUUUUACCGAAAGCGAUGAGAAGUAUUUCUGCGUUUCUGUAUAUCCCCAGCAGAGAAGCUCCCCUCCUCUGCUGCUCUCUGUGUAUGGCUGGAGUGAGACACAGAGCAGCAGCAGGAGAGGAGGGAGGACGUUUCCUCAUGGAAAAUUAACAGUCCUGAGCUGCUCCAAAACCUGGACAGAUUUCCUGUCUAGAUCAUAUUCCUUCACUUCACAGGCAUCGGUUGUCUCAUCUUUCUAUCACCCGACUUCGUAGGAACGGCCAGCACGCAGCUCGUAGUCGUUCGUUCUGCGCCGGGGUUUUGUUUAAACAAAAACCAAUCCGCCCCCAUCAUCCACGACCCACCCAGAGGGACCCCAGCUGAGAAGGAGCUGGAGGCACGUGCGUGAUGACAUGUCGAUGUGGCGAAGCGUCUUGCGGUAUUUCUGUUUGUCUUACAAGGAUGGAGCGAUUGGCACUCGGCUCGGUUGUUGUGCACUAGUUCUGUGUCUGUUGUAUCCCUCGUGCCUUCUGUGGCAGGCACAGUACAUGCGAUGCAUGUUGAAGACGGUUGUGUACAGAAAUCAGUGAACGAUGCUGUUUCUCGUGUCUGUGUAUGUGCGCCCCUUUUCCUUUUAGAUACAGUUUUGAGGUGCGGUGCACCUCAGUGAGGCCACAGACCACAGCCCCCGCGGAGGGGGUGUGAUGGGGGUAUCAGGGGCAGCAGAGCCUAAACUACCCCUCUACCACCCCGACCACCCCCCCCUCCCCCAGGGGUCCUGGAACCAGACUGCUGACCCAGCAGAUGCCCUCCUGUCCACCCAGUGACCCAGACACCCACCACGGCACGAAGUCCCCAGCAGCCCUCAGACUGAGACGCCGAGAGGCCGGUGGCUGAUACUUAAAUCUCCUUCUUCAGUUGUUAACGGGGGCGUCUCUGCCCUCUGUGCUUGGACUCAAGGCCACGGAGGAGCCUGUUCUGCACUGAGCAUGUUUGUGCUGGAAUGGAGGGGGGGUCGAGGGUUUGGAAGGGGGAGGUGUCUUGAGUCCUCAGUAGCAUGGCCUCCUGGCUCCUCUAAUUCCCCAGGCAGGACUCGCCUGAUGAUGCCCAUUAAACUCGUCAGUCAGUGCCAGCAUCAAGGCACUCUGUAGAAGAAUAACAUUCGAAAGAACAAAGGAAAAUGUUUUAAAAAAUGUAUGUAAUUUUUCUUUUUCCCUGUGGCCCAUAUUUAAAGUCUUUAAAAACCACAUCCUUCCCCAGUCAUGCUGCCGUCCUGGAGAUGACCAGCUAUUCACUGACCAGCAGCGUCUAGUGUGCGCUGGUGAUGCUGAAGGGUGGAGCGACCCACACUGUCCAGGGGGGGCGCUGUGCCAGAGAAACACAUUUCAGCAUGCUGAUUGUAGCCAGCGGCAGGGCUGACAGCCUCACGUUUGAAAUCCGGAUUGGUGCUAGGGUGUUUGGGAAUUUGGGGGCCAGGUGUUUGGCAGAGUCUUCUCUCAGAGCCCUGGGGGGGGGGGCUUGUUUUCGGGGGUUUGUUAAAUCAGGGCUCCCCAAGUUUGCCCAUUGAGGACAAGGGCUCAGCUCGUUGUGUAGGUGUCCUUAAAUCAGCAGCAGCUCCAGAGCUGUGCCGGAAAGAUGAACAGAUCCAGUUUAAGCUGUUUAAGCCCUCAUGUGCUUAAGGAGUCCUGCACCACCUGCGGCGCUGGACUUCUAACCACCUGCCCUGUCACACCUGGUGACAAGGUGUGUCUGCGCCAGGGGCGCGUCCCCCCGGGCCUGAAGAGAUGUGGGAGCACCGGCUGCACUGUGGGCCUCGAACCUUUGGCCCCGAUGGGAGUUAAACCUGGCAUGAACACGCACAUGUGCAGCAUGUCGACUUAAAAAAGAAAUGUUCUCGUUUGUAUGUUUUCACGAAGGUAUUGUCUUCGGAAGUGAAGUCACAGUUUACACUUUAUUAUUGUGUAUUUAAUAUUAUGUACACAGAUGUAACACGUUUGAAUAAAUGUCCAAACCCUCUGUCUCCUCUCA
This is a messenger RNA of Lepisosteus oculatus (spotted gar), 2625 nucleotides long. Its product is annotated as transmembrane protein 233. Gene Ontology annotation, cellular component: membrane. The record is from RefSeq and is a predicted model, not a curated record. Lineage: Eukaryota; Metazoa; Chordata; Actinopteri; Semionotiformes; Lepisosteidae.